Portunus trituberculatus (swimming crab) is the source of this 2024-nucleotide messenger RNA. RefSeq lists its product as uncharacterized. The record is from RefSeq and is a predicted model, not a curated record. Bases 641 to 1603 code for a protein of 320 amino acids. The transcript has 7 exons. NCBI's taxonomy places the organism in Eukaryota, Metazoa, Arthropoda, Malacostraca, Decapoda, Portunidae.
CAAUGUUUUCCUCUUCGUCAAACCACAACAAAAGCCUACGUGAUUCGAUUCUGUGUGACAUUACAGCUUUCAAUCAGUGGUGCUCUAUGAAAACGGUUUGGUAGGCACGUGUGUGUGCGGUUCUAUGAGCCAAGGGAAGCAACUGGCGAUGAAAAAUGUAACAGUGCGUAGUUCAAUAUUGUCAGCUCCAUGAAUACUUUUUUUUUUUUUUAUAUCAAAGUAAUGAGGAGUUAUGAUAGGGAAGCCUUUUCACUGUUACAUCUUUAUCAUAAUGAUGUAAAUCUUUUAAGACUAUUGAUUACUUCAGUACUGCGGCAUCCUAAAUAGUUUUGUGGCCGGAGACAAGGCAAAAAUAAUCUUCCAUUUUAUCUCAUUUCCGUGUGUGACAUGUAAAUAACUUUUAUAGUGCUGUGAAUCUUGACAAAGGACAACUAGCUAUAGCAGCAAAGAGAAAAAUCCCAAAUUUCAUCAAGUGGAACAGAAAUAAGGGUAGCCAUGAGAAACAAGAUUAAUGAGAAAACGACGGACAGCCAUGGGAAACAAGAUUAACGAGAAUACGACCUUGAGCGUUAAGUUUUGGCGAGGAGGAAUUACUGGAAUGAAAUAUCCACGAAGGAGAUAACAGCAGGAGGGAUACCCGAUGGCGGACCCGCAGACGGACUGGCUGACGUGUGGGGAGCGCCGCAGCCGAGCUCAGCGGGUUGCGGAGGUGGUGGCCCAGCGGGAAGAGGAGUGGCAGCAGCAGCUCUACCUCCGCCGCUGCAGGAUUGUCUUCACCACCCGUGACAAGUCCAUAGCCACCCGUGACAAGUCCAUAGCCACCCGUGACAAGUCCAUAGCCACCCGUGACAAGUCCAUAGCCACCCGUGACAAGUCCAUAGCCACCCGUGACAAGUCCAUAGCCACCCGUGACAAGUCCAUAGCCACCCGUUACAAGUCCAUAGCCACCCGUUACAAGUCCAUAGCCACCCGUGACAAGUCCAUAGCCACCCGUGACAAGUCCAUAGCCACCCGUUACAAGUCCAUAGCCACCCGUUACAAGUCCAUAGCCACCCGUUACAAGUCCAUAGCCACCCAAGUUGCUGAAAUAUAUCAUAAUUUGCAACCCAACAAGGUCCUUCAGGGAAAUAGCUGUUCACUGUCGCCACGGUCGCUGUUACCACUUCCUCUUCUCUUUUAUGGGCUGCGAGAAAUGCUAGAGGAGGAGAAAGCCGGACACCGCCAGGAACUCCAGCAGCGCUUUACUAAGAUCUACGAACAGCAGAAGGCAGCACGAAUGCAAGCUGUGGAGCACGAACGGGCGAGGCGGGAGGAGGAGAGGCGGCAGCAGGUGUCCAAGGCUGAUGAGCUGCGCCAUCGUCAGCAGCGCCACGUCUACAGGGAAGAGUACUCGAGACAGCUGCAGGAGUACCUCAACCAGACACGCCAUCUCGAGAUACAGCUGAAGAACCACCUGAGGGAGAAAUAUGGCCCCCCACCUCCCCCAGGCCGCAGACAAGCUCCUACAGCCUUCAGCCACGCAGCCAUCGCCGCCACUAACCACAGCUCCAGCGCUGACCACGGGCACAAUACGAGGGAGGAGCACGUGGGGAUGUGGUGGUGACAUCUUCAGUGUGACUCAAUAAAGCAAGAGUAGGUUCACAUAAUGAUUCUUUAUUGUUUCAAAGAACGCACGGCGGCGGCGUAACAUGACUGUCUUGCAUCGGAAUGACAUACAAGCUUAUAUAAAAUACUUGUGUGAAUAUUGAACAUAAAAUGAAGACAUUUUCCUUGUGACGUCAUGCUACAAACAGGUGGUGAUGUACCUUGAGUCAUACAUGAUGUAACGUAACAUAAUGGUGGUGAUAAUGAAUUGCCUGCAGUGUACAUAAGUGUAUUGUAAUGGUGACACCGUGUUCGCCUGCUAUCACGCCAGGCACUAUUCCAACACGUGUCACAGCCUGCUCAAGGCAGCCCCCUUCAUAGACUGCAGGAACUAAACUUAACAGUAACAACAAUGAAAAUGAAAUAAAAAGUUAACAGCU